AUGUUGUUUGGGAUUAGGUGGAGUUGGCUGCUUGUGGUUCUCAUCUAUGGGUCAGACUUUAGCAGUUCCUUGGUUAGACAUCGGCGCCAGCCAGACACUCGGUGGAGGAAUUAUCAGCCUGGAUGGGGAUCUUCUAGAACUGUAUCUGCAGUAGGUUCUCCUAGGGGAGAUCUUUUGUCUCCAGUUUCUGGAAUUGGGUCUCUGAGAGGUUCUGGUGCUGUGUCUGGAUGGGGUCGCAUGUAUCCUGGAGUAGGUUUUCAGUCCCGACAGCUUACACAGCCCCCACCGAUUAUGCUAAACCCAUCGUCCCCUGUCCGUGUGCAGUGUGCUGAGGACAGUAUGGUGGUGACUGUAGAGAGAGACUUCUAUGGUAAUGGUAGGCUGGUGAAUCCUUCAGACCUGCUCCUAGGGACCUGCACAACUGGAUCUCAGACUUCAGGUAGUACUGUAGUCUUUCAAAUUGCUCUUCAAGAAUGUGGCAGCAACCUAGAGAUGACUUCAGAUAUACUUAUCUACAAGAUCAACUUGUCUUACAACCCCACCACCUCCCCCAAUGUGCCCAUCAUCAGGUCCAAUCCUGCAGUGGUUCCCAUCUGGUGUUACUACCCACGAUUUGGCAAUGUAAGCAGCAAUGCCAUCAAGCCAACAUGGGCUCCCUACAGCACCACAGUGAGCUCAGAAGAAAGGUUGUCUUUCUCCUUGACUCUCAUGACUGAGGACUGGAGUGCUCCUCGUCAAUCACUGGUCUACCAGCUUGGUGAGAUCUUCUACAUAGAGGCCUUUGUGGACAUAAAUAACCAUGUCCCGAUGAUGCUGUUUGUUGAUAGCUGUGUUGCCACCCUUGCUCCAGAUGAGACCUCUAAUCCUCACUAUGACAUCAUUGCUUAUAAUGGGUGCUUGAUCGAUGGGAUGCUAGGAGAAUCCUCUUCAGCCUUUGUUUCUCCAAGACCUGAAGCGAAUAAGCUUAGAUUCACAGUUGAUGUGUUCAGGUUCAUUAACAGUGACCUUUCUAUGCUGAAAUGA
This is a messenger RNA of Bufo gargarizans (Asiatic toad), 1023 nucleotides long. RefSeq names its product zona pellucida sperm-binding protein 3-like. The record is from RefSeq and is a predicted model, not a curated record. The transcript is spliced from 6 exons. Lineage: Eukaryota; Metazoa; Chordata; Amphibia; Anura; Bufonidae. Gene Ontology annotation, molecular function: acrosin binding. The coding region runs from base 1 to 1023 and encodes 340 amino acids. Gene Ontology annotation, cellular component: extracellular matrix. Gene Ontology annotation, biological process: positive regulation of acrosome reaction; binding of sperm to zona pellucida; egg coat formation.